AUGAGUCCUUUCAAAGAACUCGCCGUCGUCAUUUGCCAUGGGUCAUACUACACACCCGCCCCUUAUGUCCCCUUCAUGGAGGCAUUGAAAUCACAAGGACUUGAAGCUUACUGUCCACAGCGUCCCACCUGUGACCUCAGCAGGCUUAAUGUGGGCGACAUUAACAAUCCAGACUUUGAUCGUGAUCCUCCCACUGGCGGAUAUCCUACUGACACAGAGGAUGUGGACGCUGUCGUCGAGAUACUCAAAAAACUCGCCAACGAUGAAGGAAAACUGGUUCUCCUAGUCGCUCACUCAUCUGGUGGCUGGGUCGCUACUCAAGCCGCUGUGCCAGAGCUUCAUGCCAAAGCUCGCCAGGCUGAGGGUAAAGCUGGAGGGAUAAUUGGAAUUUUUUAUAUGGGUGCUUUCGUUGUUCCUGUAGGCGAGUCCGUCAAUAGCUUCUUCCAGCCUAAGGAUGGAACUUUGUUCACGCCACCGUUUAUGCGGUUUCAUAAACUCGGUCACGCCGGACUUGGCACUAUCGUUGACGCCCCGCACUUCAUGUUCAACGAUAUCGAUCCAGUUGCUGCCGAGAAAUGGGCAGCUACGCUGACAGCAGCUCCUAACAUGCCCACAAAGCUGACAAAUAACCCUUAUUCAUCCCUUCCUUGCUCCUACCUUGUGCUGGAGAACGACCAGACUUUGCCGAAGGAGUAUCAAGAGCAAAUGAUUGCAUUACAAAGCCAAGGAACAAGCUUGUUCACAGUUUAUCGUGCACCGUCUGGCCACUCCCCUCAUCUUAGCUGGACAACAGAGCUAGUCGAAAAAGUUGCCGAGUUUAUCGACAAAAUAUUAAAUGAGUAG
This is a messenger RNA of Talaromyces proteolyticus, 843 nucleotides long. RefSeq names its product Alpha/beta hydrolase fold-1. The transcript is spliced from 2 exons. The record is from RefSeq and is a predicted model, not a curated record. Lineage: Eukaryota; Fungi; Ascomycota; Eurotiomycetes; Eurotiales; Trichocomaceae. The coding region runs from base 1 to 843 and encodes 280 amino acids.